This is a messenger RNA of Neoarthrinium moseri, 1917 nucleotides long. RefSeq lists its product as uncharacterized. The coding region runs from base 1 to 1917 and encodes 638 amino acids. The transcript is spliced from 9 exons. Gene Ontology annotation, molecular function: ATP binding; ATP-dependent protein folding chaperone. The record is from RefSeq and is a predicted model, not a curated record. NCBI's taxonomy places the organism in Eukaryota, Fungi, Ascomycota, Sordariomycetes, Amphisphaeriales, Apiosporaceae.
AUGUCCGACAAUAUCUGGCCUCUGAUGAACCCGAAUUCAACUCCCAAUCUUAUUGAUAUUGCGGAGCUUCCAGGUUCGCCAGCUCCAAGGUCUCCGAUCUAUAGUGUAACGAGCCCGCCAUUCCGAACUACCCCCCCGAAAAUACCCUCGAAAUCUUCGGAAAAGUUCAUCGCAAUAGGGAUUGACUUCGGUACAACGUUCUCGGGUGUCUCGUGGGCUUACUCUGAAGAUCCUGGCCUCAUCCACGAAGUCAGUCACUGGCCAUGCGCUGAGUCACAAGUCAAGGAUGAGAUCCAAGUGCCGACGCAGUACGAUCUCGCGGCCAACCACUUUGGGUACAUGAUCUCACGGGAUGCCUUGCCCAUCAAAUGGUUCAAGCUUCUUCUCCUCGAGGCCAAGGACACCAAAGAUGACGUCAAAAACUCCGAGUAUCUCGCAGACGCAAGGGUUAAGCUGGCCGAACGCUCGUUGGAUGUAGUCGAUCUCAUCGCAGAUUAUCUGCGCAAGAUUUGGGACCAUACGCUGAGCGAGAUCAAGACUCAGGUCGAUAUUGAUGCCCUGCCUCUCCGAGUCGCCAUCACUAUACCUGCUAUAUGGCCACAAUAUGCCCGUGAGAAGAUGAAGCAAGCCGCACAAAGGGCCGGCAUAAUGCAAUUCAGACCGAUUGGAAAGACUAGGCUGGAUCUGGUAGAAGAGCCUGAGGCUGCAGCUUUGGCUACUCUACUUGAGAGAAAGAAAUACCCUGAGAUUGGCGUUGGCGAGGUCUUCAUCGUAUGCGACUGUGGUGGAGGUACAGUAGAUAUCAUCAGCUAUAAGGUAAAAUCUAUCGAGCCCUUCCGGCUCGAGGAGGCUGCAAAGGGUGACGGAAAAUUGUGCGGCGCCUUCUUGAUUGACGAUGCAUUUGAGACAUGGAUGCAAUACAAGUCCGGGCUCAAGUUUGAUCAGUGCAAGGCACCCAAGCACGACUUCAGAAUUUUUGUGAACGACGAGUGGGAGUACACCAUGAAACGUGCUUUCUCGGGCAGCGAGACGAACAGUGAAUUCACCCUUCGGCCACCCGCGAGAGCAUUCUCCAAGGUCAAGAGGUGGCGGGGUACAAAUGACAGCUACUCCCUGAAGAAAGAGACCAUACGGCAGUUCUAUGCCAAGACACUAAACGGAGUCCGACAGCUCAUUAGUGAUCAGAAGAAGGAAAUCAUGAGGAAACAUGGCAAAGAGCCGAAGAAAAUACUCCUGGUGGGUGGAUUAGGCUCCUCGAGAUACAUCUACAACAGACUGCAAGCAGAGCACCAGAACGUAUUGCAACCGACACGAGCGUGGUCCGUCGUAGCUCGUGGGGCUGUUAUCGCAGUCCUCCGCAACACAUUCUCAAGCAAGGAGUUCUCCGGAACUACAGACACCAAAGUUAAACACACUCUCUACCAAUUACCCGAAAUCUCGGCGAGGGUGUCCCGAUACAACUAUGGAGUGGAGAAUGGCGUGCCUACCCGCCGGGCAGAUCCACCUGUGGAUAGGUCCUGUGACAGAGUGACAAAGGACCCGGACGGGACUGAGAUAGUUUGGCGAAUGAAUUGGUACCUCAAGCAGGGCGACACAGUCGAUAAUAAGGAUCCGGUAACUUGCGACUUUUACCAAUACGUCAGAGACUCCUCCACAAAGAAGGCAACCUUCAAGAUAAUGACAAGCGACACAGCCCAAGCUCCAGUCCGGAAGGAUCACUCAGUGAAGCAGCUUUGUUCCAUUGAUUGCGAGUUUGAUGUGCCUUGGGAAAGUAUGAAUGUUGUCGCAGGUGUCCGCCGGAUCGACAACCUCAAUCUUACAAUGAGGUUCCAAGGUGAGCCAAAGUGGAGCUUGAAGGUUGGUGAGAAAACAGCGGAGCAGGAUGUAAAUGUCCAAUAUACGGGGGGCUCGGCUUGA